Molecule: messenger RNA, 5375 nt
Organism: Zootoca vivipara (common lizard)
Lineage: Eukaryota; Metazoa; Chordata; Lepidosauria; Squamata; Lacertidae
Gene: SLCO3A1
Product: solute carrier organic anion transporter family member 3A1
Biological process (GO): prostaglandin transport; transmembrane transport; sodium-independent organic anion transport
Cellular component (GO): basolateral plasma membrane
Molecular function (GO): protein binding
Source: RefSeq, a predicted model, not a curated record
GGAGGGAGCGGGCCGGCCAUGGCAGCGGUGCGAGCAGCAGCGGCGGCGGCGGCAGGAGGAGCCCGCAGGAGGCGAGGCGGGCGCGGGCAGCCGUCGUUGCGCGCCUGAUUGGCCCCCGGAGCCGCCGCCGCCGCUGCUCGCAGGCGGCCGGUGGGGACGCGGAGAGGGCCAAGGAGGAGGAUGCAGGGCAAGAAGCCCCGCGGCUCCUCGGGAGAAGGAGGAAGCGGCGGCGGCGGGAGCAACAGCAGCGGGGACGGCGGGGAGCUGCAAGGGGACGAGUCGCAGCGCGCCAAGAAGAGGAAAAAGAAGAGCUCCCCGUGCGUCUCCAACAUCCAGAUCUUCCUGGUCUCCGAGUGCGCGCUCAUGUUGGCGCAGGGCACGGUGGGCGCCUACCUGGUGAGUGUGUUGACCACCUUGGAGCGGAGAUUCAACCUGCAGAGUGCCGACGUGGGUGUGAUUGCCAGCAGCUUUGAGAUUGGGAACUUGGCUCUCAUCCUGUUUGUCAGCUACUUUGGUGCCCGGGGUCACCGGCCUCGCUUGAUAGGAUGCGGAGGGAUCGUCAUGGCUCUCGGGGCUCUCCUCUCAGCGCUGCCCGAAUUCCUGACCCAUCAGUACGAAUACGAAUCUGGGGAGAUUCGGUGGGGCGCAGAAGGGAGGGAUGUUUGCGUGGUCAAUGGCUCUGCCAGCGAUGAGGGACCAGACCCGGAGCUUAUCUGCAGGAACAGAACUGCCACCAACAUGAUGUAUUUGCUUCUCAUUGGAGCUCAAGUUCUCCUAGGGAUUGGGGCCACCCCUGUCCAGCCUUUAGGAGUUUCCUACAUCGACGACCAUGUGAGAAGGAAAGACUCUUCCCUGUAUAUAGGGAUCUUGUUUACAAUGCUUGUGUUCGGACCAGCCUGUGGAUUUAUCUUGGGUUCCUUCUGUACCAAAAUCUAUGUGGAUGCCGUCUUCAUCGACACAAGUAAGCUGGACAUCACCCCCGAUGACCCCAGGUGGAUUGGCGCAUGGUGGGCGGGCUUCUUGCUCUGCGGUGCCUUACUUUUCUUCUCGUCUCUCCCGAUGUUUGGAUUCCCACAGUCCCUGACCCGCCGGCCGGAGCUCUUGGCAGAGGUCGAGCAGGCCAUGCUGCCAGACAGGGACUACGAGAGGCCAAAGCCCAGCAACGGGGUCCUCCCGCGAAACACCUUGGAAGUCCCCGACGACGUCUCCUGCUUCCAGCAACUGAGAGUGAUCCCUAAAGUAACCAAGCACUUGCUCUCCAAUCCGGUCUUCACUUGCAUUGUCCUUGCGGCGUGCAUGGAGAUCGCCGUGGUUGCUGGCUUUGCAGCCUUCCUGGGGAAAUACUUGGAGCAGCAAUUCAAUCUCACAACGUCGUCCGCCAACCAGUUAUUGGGCAUGACAGCUAUUCCCUGUGCAUGUCUGGGCAUCUUCCUGGGUGGCCUCUUAGUCAAGAAGCUGAGCCUGUCUGCUCUUGGAGCCAUCCGUAUGGCUAUGCUGGUCAACCUGGUUUCCACGGGCUGCUACGUCUCAUUCCUGUUCCUGGGUUGUGACACAGGACCAGUGGCUGGGGUCACUGUUCCCUAUGGAAACAAAUCAGGAUCAUCGUCCAUCCUGGCACCAUAUUCCGCCUGCAAUAACAACUGUAAAUGCCAAACUGAUUCCUUCACUCCAGUCUGUGGGGCAGACGGGAUCACGUACUUAUCUGCCUGUUUUGCUGGAUGCGGUACCAUGAACCUCACGGGUUGCACGUGCCUCGGUCUGGUCCCUGCGGAGAAUGCCACGGUCGUUCCUGGAAAGUGCCCAACCCCAGGAUGCCAAGAAGCCUUUCUGACAUUCCUCUGUGUGAUAUGUGUCUGCAGCAUGAUCGGAGCCAUGGCUCAGACGCCCUCCGUCAUCAUCCUCAUCAGAACAGUGAGCCCAGAGCUGAAGUCUUACGCUUUGGGAGUUCUCUUCCUUCUCCUCCGAUUGUUGGGUUUUAUCCCACCUCCCCUGAUCUUUGGAGCGGGGAUUGAUUCCACGUGCCUGUUCUGGAGCACGUUCUGUGGCGAGCAAGGAGCAUGUGCUCUGUACGACAAUGUUGUCUACAGGUACCUGUACGUGAGCAUUGCAAUAACCCUAAAAUCGUUGGCGUUCAUCCUGUACACCACCACUUGGCAGUGCUUAAGGAAGAACUAUAAGAAAUAUAUCAAAAACCAUGAAGGUGGACUAAGCACUACUGAGUUCUUUGCCUCCACUUUGACCCUGGACAACCUGGGCCGGGACCCCAUUGGCCAGAAUCCAUCACAUAGGACAAAAUUUAUCUACAACCUUGAAGACCACGAGUGGUGUGAGAACAUGGAGUCUGUUUUAUAGUGAUUAUGAGGGUAGAUUGCUAACCCAAAGUUCCUUUUUAAAGUUUUAAAAAAAAGAUAGAUAAGAUAUAUGGGGAAAAAUGUAAUAUAAUAUACAAGGAUCUUUUGCAAAAUGGCAGCCACCACUAUAUCUCAAAAUCUACUGUGAUGUUCCAGAACACUCUCAUACAUAGUUAGACUGACAGAGGAGGGAACUCUGUCCUUUUCUGAGAAGCAGGGCUAGGCAAGGUUCAAGAGAACAGGAACAUUCUUAAAAUUUGGCAUCAGAAAUGGAGGUGUGGAGCUGUACCAAACAUGUUGGCUGGUGGUGACAUUAUGGAUGCGCAAAGCUCGCAACAUUUUGGGAUCCAGAGUUUUAGUAGAGACCUGUCUGCCCUUUGGCAUAAAGACAAAGAGAAAGAAGGAAGGAAAGAACAGAAGAAAGAAAAGCCUUUUUCCAGAAUAAGCGCCAUUUGAAUCUCAAGUACCGCUGGGGGUAACCUUUGCAAUAAGAGCUAAAAGGAUGCAAACUUGGCUGCUGUUUAGUCCCAGCAUUCUCCUCUUUCUGUCUCUGUCUUUGUCAUCAAAGAGGGAGCCACAUCGAAGUUCCUCAGUUGAUCCAACUUCACCAUCACGAACCACAAUGCCAGAAGUCAUAUCUAGGCAGCUGUUGAAAUGCCCCAAACCAGCCCGUGUCACAUCACCAUUCAAAAUGCACCAGCAUCAUUCAGUUGACAUCUCUCUUUCCAUUUUGGUAUUGGGGGGUAGGGCUUUGAACCUGGCUGUGCCAGAAUAAGGUAGGAAGGUGGGACGCUGGAUAAUCCAUGCCGAACAUGCUGUAAGCCAGCCAUUUUCCAACCUGGGAUCCCUCCAGAUGUGUUGCACUACAACUCCCAUCCGUCCCAGGAAGCAACAGCUUGGGCUGAUGGGAAUUCCAGUGCAAUACAUCCGGAGGGCACCCAGUUGGGGAAGGUUGCUGGAACUUUUUAAAAAGUACAUACGAAUGAAGAAGACGUUUAAGGGUGAAGAGAGAUGUUACAGUUUAAAAGUGGUGGAGAUGACAUGGUUGCCCUUCCUGUAUACCACUGUGCAUUUUUGUAUUCUCUCAUAAGCUCUGGAAGAAAAAAAAAUUCAGUGCAAUUUGGGUUGAGCCAGGUGAAAAGUUGGAACGUGGUUGGACUGGGCUUGGUUGAGGGUAGCGCCUCUCCCCGCUGCAAAUGUUCAUCCAUUUGUACAAGGUUUGUGAUUUUUCUUUUUUUGGUAGGGUUAUGGUGAAUGAAUAUAUAUACAGUGGUACCUCUGGUGACGAACAUCAUUCGUUCCGGAGGUCCGUUCUUAUUCUGAAACCGUUCUUAACCUGAGAUACCACUUUAGCUAAUGGGACCUCUUACUGCUGCCGCGCUGCCGGCACAUGAUUUCUGUUCUCAUCCUGAGGUAAAGUUCUUAACCAGAGGUACUACUUCCAGGUUAGCGGAGUCUGUAACCCGAAGUGUUUUUAACCUGAGGUGUUUGUAACCCGAGGUACCACUGUAUAGUGAGAACAUAUAUAUGGGUGGUGGGUUUGUUUGUUUGUUUGUUUUUAAAUACAAAUCCUGAUACUCAAGGGGAAAUUACUCACCUCCAUAUGGGAAGCAUUUUGUUUAUCCACUUAGGGCCGAGGGGAAAUGCCUGCCAUUUUGCCCCUCUCUUCAUUUGUGAGGAAAUGGUGUAGGAAGUAAGCAAUGAAAUCAAACCGUUUCAGGGACACCUUCCUUUUGCUACAUUUAUCUCAUCUGUCUCUUAAACCUGUAAAAAAAACCUCUCUUUUUCUGCUGUGACAAGCAAGACAGGGAGGGAGGGAGACUGAUGGCUACCAGCCAGCAUGGUUUUAGCCCAGAAUGCCUGCUGCAGCAUUGGGAAAUUUUGGCAAACAACUGGCUUUCACCUGUGGGAAUUCUCUUGGUUCAGCCCACUCCCUAAGGUGACACAGUUUCUCUGCAUAUGUGCGGCUCAAAGGGCAACCACCCUUUUUCUACCUAUGGCACCCUUCCCCAAACUAGCUGGCUGGGGCUGAUGGGAGUUGCAGUCCAAAAACAGCUGCAGGCAACUAGCUGGGGAAAACUACAGGCCUCUCUCACCAAUGCGGAACAGCCAUUCCUUGGUCACUGCUAGGUGACCUGUUUUUAUUGAGCAUUCAUCAUGAUUUGUUUGUUGGGUGAUUCGAUUAUGUUGGCUAUUUAAUGAGCAUUCGUUCUGAUUUGCUUGGAGGGAGGUUAGGUGGCCUAGCAUCAAAGUAAGUAUUAGCCCACACUUUCCAGUGCAUCCCACCCCCACACUCACACACUUUUUCCGUUGCAAAAAGGCUGAUUUGGGGAGAGAGGGAACAGAUUGUUGUGCAAAAGUGACCUGAAUUUGCCGGCCUGUAAUUAAAUCACCAAUUUUGACAGUAGCAUAUACAGAGAAAAUUAAAGGAGGCAAAUCACCCUCCUCUCUGAUGAUCAGAUCAAUCUUUUGAUGAGCCAAUAACACCCAUAGGUCAUCAGAGGACAGGGGGCUGUGUAACUAUGUGAGAGAAAGAAUGUGGGCUGGACACAACCAGUUUUGGCCAUACUCACCACUGGCAUGAGGUCCUUGGAGGGGUGGCCAAACAUGAAUGUGAUCCUACACAACAGCCACUCCUGUUUAGCAGAGGCUAAAACUGGUGCAGGGUCUAUUAUUAUUAUUAUUAUUAUUAUUAUUAUUAUUAUUAUUAUUCAUUGUUUUUCUCUUCUUCAGUACUUGUAAAUCCAAGUUGAUUAAAACUGAUAUAUUUAAUACAGUCCCAGCAAGCACAGCCGGAGUCAGGGAUGGUGGGAGUUGUAGUUCAGUAACAUCUGCAGGGCCAAAGUUUUCCUACAUCUGUUAUCCAACAGCAAACCUGGCCUUGCCAUGUAUUGCAGCUUCAACAAGGAGUCACAGCCAGUCCAGGUUCUCUGAUCCGUUUUCAUGAUACAUUCUUUUGGUCUCAUUCACACUUCAGACACCUUUCAAAAAGGAGUAUGAGAGCCUAACUGUGCCCCUUACGCU